GUUUUUGCAGGCAAACAACGAAUCAUACAUUUGCUACUCGUGAUUUCUGCUUCUCGCAGUAAUGGCAAGACUGAAUCUAUGGUUCACUCUCAGUGCCUAUCUACUCUCGAUGCUUCUUCUUUCACCGAUUUCUGCAAGAACGGAUCCACUGGACGCCGCAGCUAUUCAUGAACUGUACGAGGCCCUAAAUUACCCAGCGCAGUUGAAGGGUUGGAAACGGGAAGGUGGGGACCCUUGUGAAGAAUCAUGGAAAGGAAUCUCAUGCUCUGGUUCAUCCGUAAUAUUCAUUCAUCUUCAUGGGUUGCGGCUUGGUGGGAAUCUCGGGGGUCACCUCUCCAAUCUACUGCGUUUGCAGGAACUGGAUGUCAGUGAAAACAAUAUUCAGGGAGAAAUCCCCUCCUCCUUACCUCCCAAUGCAACAUAUUUCAAUUUGGCGUGCAACAAUUUCGUCCAGUCUAUACCUUACUCCCUAACUUCUAUGAAACGUUUGCAUCAUCUGAAUCUCAGCCAUAAUUCCUUAAGUGGACCGAUAGGAAAUGUAUUUACUGAUCUCCAGACUGUCAGACAAAUGGAUCUAUCAUACAAUAAUUUUACCGGGGAUCUCCCUAGUUCAUUUGGAGAUUUGACAAGUCUUACGAAGCUGUUCUUACAAAACAACAAAUUCACAGGAUCUGUUAUUUUCUUGGCCAAUCUUCCACUUUCUGACCUUAAUAUCCAAAAUAACCACUUUAGUGGUGUUAUACCGAAGCAAUUUCAACUUAUACCAAACCUGUGGAUUGCUGAAAAUAUGUUCCAAUAUGGAGCUAACUAUCCUCCAUGGAAUUUCCCUUGGGACAAUUUGUCUACUGACCAGAAUAUCAACACCCCCCCGACAACGCAAUCAACUGCCACUGAGAGCUAUCCUUAUGUUAGAGAAGGCAGACAUAAGCAUGAAAGAUUAGGUCCUGCAGGAAUUGCUUGUAUGGUUGGUGGAGGAACUCUGCUGGCAACAUGUGCCGCUCUCAUCAUUGCCGUUCACAUCAACCGAUCCCGUUCACGCAAGCUUGAAAGCUUGAAGAGAGAUGAUAGCUCAUUGCAAACUCUUCCAUUAAGUACAACUGCAGUACAUUGUGCUUCUAAUGCUCCAGAAAUGAACUCACAGAAUUCAGCUUGUGGAUCUCCUCCUAUGAUUAAUUCAUGGCGCAUACUUUCUGUUCGCCAUAACAGAAAUGAAGGAGUGGGUAGAAUAAGUUUCUCAGGAAGUACCAGAAACCUUCCCAUUGCAAAACGAUACACUCUGGCAGAUAUUCAAUCUGCCACUAACAGCUUCCAUGAAGAAAACAUUCUUGGGGAGGGCUCACUGGGUUCUGUUUAUAAAGCUGAAUUUCCUGACGGUCAAAUUUUGGCUGUGAAGAGCAUCAAGACAGUGCCACUGUCUCUCCAUGAAGAGGAACAAUUCCUAGAUGUAAUUUGGAAGGUGGCCCGUCUAAGGCACCCAAACAUUACAACGCUUCUGGGCUAUUGUAUUGAGCAUGGACAUCACCUUCUUGUCUAUGAGUACGUCAGAAACUUGUCACUAGAUGAUGUCCUACACUGUGACACUUACAUGCCUCUUUCUUGGAGCCUCCGUGUCAGAAUUGCCCUUGGAAUAGCUCGAGCACUGGAAUAUUUACAUACAUCAUGCUUCCCUGCUUGCCCUCAUUGCAAUUUGAAGGCUGCCAACAUUUUGCUUGAUGAUGACCUUAUGCCUCGUCUCUGCGACUGUGGACUGGCUAUUCUGAGGCCUCUCACUAGCAAUACUGUUAAACUUAAGGCUUCUGAAAUGGCUAUCAACUGUACUGUUUAUGUUGCACCGGAACAUGGUCAACCCAGAGUCGAUAACAAGAAAAGUGACACGUAUGCCUUUGGAGUCUUGCUUUUGGAGCUUUUAACAGGAAGGAAGCCUAUUAACAGUUCCAGGUCAAGUGAGGAACAAUGUCUAGUGAAAUGGGCUUCAUUGCACCUACACGAUAACAAGUCUUUGGAAGAGAUGGUUGAUCCAACAAUUAAAAGAUCGUUCUCUUCCAAGGAUCUCUCUCUAUUUGCUGAUAUUAUCUCCCUCUGUAUUCAGCCUGACCCAGAAUUCAGACCACCAAUGUCUGAAAUUGUGGAUUACUUGGUCUCCUUGGAUCAGUCGAUGAGCAUCGGGGAAAGAAGUUUGGAUUAUUGUAACGAGGUUGAAGCUUCAGAGAGAUCUUUCCUGUCUACUAACACCCGCUUUAGAAGCUCUCCCUUGUCAAGCCAUGCUUUCAUUGACCCCUAAUUUGUUGGAUGACAUUUUAUUCUUUUUCUCUCUCUCCCCCCCCCCCCUUCCCUAUGAAGUUGAAUGUAACAGAAUCAUCAGAUUGUUUUUCCACAUUGGUUAAAUGUAUGUAGUGUACAGUUCACAUCCUUAAGACUGCAGCGCUUCGGGGGAAAAUGCGAAUUUUGAAUGUGAUAUGAUUGAACGAGUA
Molecule: messenger RNA, 2471 nt
Organism: Macadamia integrifolia
Lineage: Eukaryota; Viridiplantae; Streptophyta; Magnoliopsida; Proteales; Proteaceae
Product: protein STRUBBELIG-RECEPTOR FAMILY 2
Exons: 16
Coding region: 62-2281 (739 amino acids)
Biological process (GO): protein phosphorylation
Molecular function (GO): protein binding; protein kinase activity; ATP binding
Source: RefSeq, a predicted model, not a curated record